Necator americanus (New World hookworm) is the source of this 342-nucleotide messenger RNA. RefSeq lists its product as uncharacterized. NCBI's taxonomy places the organism in Eukaryota, Metazoa, Nematoda, Chromadorea, Rhabditida, Ancylostomatidae. The transcript has a single exon. Bases 1 to 342 code for a protein of 113 amino acids. The record is from RefSeq and is a predicted model, not a curated record.
AUGGCAAUGAACGUCGACUCUUUUAAACGGUUUAUAACCCAAAUCGGACGUUUACGGUUGAGAAGAUGUGGUUCAACGCCAGCUUUGACAAAUUUCGUCGCUCACGCUCCAACAUCAAGCUACGAAGAGGAAGAAGUCGAAGUUUUCUAUAUGGAUCUGGAGAAGUUCUACAGAGAAGAUCAUACCUUCUAUAAAGUCAUAAUAGGUGACGUCAACGUCAAAAGUGGCACCGGAAGAACGCCUGAAGAACUUCAUAUCGGAAUCCAUGACUUUCAAUGGAUUGAGUAUGGAGAGAGGCUUUCCGACUUUAUUAUGACGACUAUGACAAUCCAUGGGAGCUAG